AUGUCGACAGAGAAAGGCAUUCCCGACGGCGCAGAUGCUCCUAAGAGUGACAAAAGUAGCAGUAGUGAUGCUGCUGCCGUUCCUCCUCUGACCGAUGGCGAGGUGAACCCCAAGUCCAGCCGCGAGGCGGAUCGGAACAGGCACCUCGAUCAGUCUCUUGCUGGAGUUCUCGUCACAGACGACGCAGUCGCUGCCACGGCCGAAGCCCUCCGAAAAUCGCUUGUCCGCAAGUACGACAUACGUUUGAUGCCCGUUUGUUUUACUACUUUCCUCUUUUUUUUUCUCGACAAAGCCAACAUCGCCCUUGCUAGGAUCAAUGGACUUGAAGAGGACCUCGGGUUGACAUCAGUCCAAUUCAACAUAGCCCUGAUGCUGUUCUUCAUCCUGAACAUCCUUUUCAACAUCCCUGGCAAUCUCGCUCUACGCCAUGUCGGAGGCGGCAACUGGCUGCCUCUGCUCAUUGUCUCUUGGGGAAUCGUUACUACCCUCACCGGCUUUGUAACCAGCUUCGCCGGCCUUUGCGUCACCCGCGUCUUCCUAGGCCUUGCCGAAAGCAGCUUCAUGGGCGGCGUUCUUAUAUACUUGGGCUUCUUCUACACUCCGGACGAGCUGAUCUCACGGGUCGGCAUCUUUUACUCGAGCGCCCCUCUCGCUGGCUCGGUUGGUGGCCUGCUCGCCGGCGGGCUUGGUCGCGUGAGACUCAGCGGCUACAACGGCUGGCCGUGGAUUUUCUUCGUCGAAGGCGUCCUCACCGUCAUCCUCGGUAUCGUCUCCUACUGCUUCCUCCCGAAUACGCCCCGCGACACCAGCUUCCUCACCGACCGGGAACGUACCCUUGCCUUGCGUCGUAUGCACAGCCAGGACCGCCAAUACUACUCGAACGUGUUCGUUGCCAACGAUGCAGACUUCCGAUCGACAGUCAACCCUGACGAGAAGCCAGCAAAAGACCAUCUGCAGUUCAAGACGGUCAAGCGUGCCAUCUUCAACUUCAUGACCCUUAUCAUGAGCAUCGGAGCCUUCUUCUCCAUCGAAGCCAUCUACUCAUACGCCCUAUUCCUUCCGACAAUCAUCCAAACUAUGGGCUUCAAAUCGCUUCAAGCCAGCCUCAUGACAGUGCCUCCCAACUUUGUCGGCUUCCUCUUCACCCUGGGCAUCUGCUACUGGAGCCGCCGCAUCAGACGUACCGCACUUCCUCUGAAUGUGUGCUGCAUCCUUGGCAUCAUCGGCUUCAUUCUGCUGCUUGUUGGUGGACAGACGGGCCGCGGACCUAUGAAUGUUUCAGCGCCUGUUCAGUAUACCGGCACGUUCUUCGUUGCCAUGUCAGUGAAUGCGCUGCCUCCGCUGGCGUUGACGUGGAUGACAAUCAACGCAAGGCCUCACUACGUUCGUGCGAUCGCAUUAGGACCGAAGCACCAGCGCUUGCUAGCCAUUGGUAUCAUCACGCCCCUCUGGAUGCGCUCUGAGAAUCACAAGCGCGAUCGAGGUGAGCGGGAUCACCGCCUUGACGAGGCGCGAUGGGUCGCUGCUGGGCAGACGAAGGAGCAGUACGAACUGCAGCUUGGAUGGCUGCAUCCGGGCUACCGAUACAAGAUCUGA
Verticillium dahliae VdLs.17 is the source of this 1596-nucleotide messenger RNA. RefSeq lists its product as uncharacterized. The transcript has 3 exons. The record is from RefSeq and is a predicted model, not a curated record. Gene Ontology annotation, cellular component: membrane. NCBI's taxonomy places the organism in Eukaryota, Fungi, Ascomycota, Sordariomycetes, Glomerellales, Plectosphaerellaceae. Gene Ontology annotation, biological process: transmembrane transport. The coding region runs from base 1 to 1596 and encodes 531 amino acids. Gene Ontology annotation, molecular function: transmembrane transporter activity.